Lodderomyces jiufengensis is the source of this 381-nucleotide messenger RNA. RefSeq lists its product as uncharacterized. NCBI's taxonomy places the organism in Eukaryota, Fungi, Ascomycota, Pichiomycetes, Serinales, Debaryomycetaceae. The record is from RefSeq and is a predicted model, not a curated record. Gene Ontology annotation, cellular component: mitochondrial inner membrane. The transcript has a single exon. The coding region runs from base 1 to 381 and encodes 126 amino acids. Gene Ontology annotation, biological process: mitochondrial respiratory chain complex IV assembly.
AUGUCUAGAUUUGGUACUAGAACAUUUAGAGGAUUGAAAGAACAAGAAGCUUUUAAUAAAACAAUAGCAGGGAAAUAUGCAAAAUUAGUUAAAAAAAAUCAUUUUUUAUAUCUUGGUUUACCAUUUUUAUUAUCAAUAGUUGCAGGUUCAAUUUAUUUACAAAAAUUUACUUCAAUAAAAUGGGAAAAAUAUGAUGAAAAAUAUAGACAAUUAGGAGAAGAUGAAAUGUUAGAUAUGAUUGAAAACAAAAGAACAUUUGAUAAAAAAAAUGAUUUUUAUAGAUUACAAGGUUUAUUAACUGAUCAUAUUGAAAAAGAAGUUCAAACUGAUUAUGAAAUGAAAAGGGUACAAAGAAAGAAAGAGGAUGAACCAGUUUGGUAA